AUGACCCUCCUCACGAUGCACAGCCGGCAGAUCAGCUGGACUCUGCUGCUGGUACUAGGAUAUCUCUUUUACCUCCUCCUGGGCGCUAUGGUGUUCCAGUUGCUGGAGAAGCAGGCAGAGGCCCACUCUCGGGACCAGUUCCAGCUGGAGAAGCUCAAGUUCCUGCAGAACUACACAUGCCUGGACAGGCAAGCCCUGGAGCAGUUUGUGCAGGUGCUCAUGGAAACAUGGGAAAAAGGCGUCAACCCAGAAGGAAAUUCUACCAAUCCUAGUAACUGGGACUUUGGCAACUCCUUCUUCUUUGCAGGAACUGUUGUUACCACUAUAGGUUAUGGUAACCUGGCCCCCAGCACAGUGGCAGGGCAGGUGUUCUGUGUGUUUUAUGCCUUAUUUGGAGUGCCACUCAACCUGGCCUUCCUUAAUCAGUUGGGAAAAGGACUCAAUGCUCAUCUGAUUACUCUGGAAAGAUGGGUGCACAAGCCAGGCCGUGCUCAGGUGUUUCAGACGCUGGCAAUGACCAUCUUCCUGACCACUGGGACCUUGCUUUUUCUAGUGUUCCCACCACUGGUCUUCAGUUAUGUAGAAGGCUGGAGCUAUGGAGAAGGCUUUUAUUUCACCUUCAUCACCCUCAGCACCAUUGGAUUUGGGGACUAUGUAGUAGGUACGGAUCCCAACAAGCACUAUAUCCCAGUAUACAGGAGCCUAGCUGCCAUUUGGAUUGUUUUUGGUUUGGCGUGGCUGGCUAUGGUCUUCAACGUGGGAGCUGACAUGAUGGAAAAAUUCCUUCAGCUAAAGUGGCACAAGCCCGACUUAGGCUUGGUAGAAGGAGCUGCCACCAAAUUGGAAGAGGAACCUGAUGGGCCCAGAAUCCAUAUACCUAGCUGA
This is a messenger RNA of Rhea pennata, 885 nucleotides long. It is a transcript of the gene KCNK16, whose product is annotated as potassium two pore domain channel subfamily K member 16. The coding region runs from base 1 to 885 and encodes 294 amino acids. Gene Ontology annotation, cellular component: plasma membrane. Gene Ontology annotation, molecular function: potassium ion leak channel activity; outward rectifier potassium channel activity. The transcript has 5 exons. Lineage: Eukaryota; Metazoa; Chordata; Aves; Rheiformes; Rheidae. The record is from RefSeq and is a predicted model, not a curated record. Gene Ontology annotation, biological process: stabilization of membrane potential; potassium ion transmembrane transport.